This is a messenger RNA of Gongylonema pulchrum, 450 nucleotides long. NCBI's taxonomy places the organism in Eukaryota, Metazoa, Nematoda, Chromadorea, Rhabditida, Gongylonematidae. The record is from the annotation of a GenBank genome assembly.
AUGGAAGGAUUUUCGUCGCUGUGGAAGGAAGUUUCACCUUAUGAAUUUUUCGCCCGUCCUUUGGAAAUAAAACAGAGAGCGGCAACAGAUCCUAGAGCGCACGGUGGCGCCGAUCAGCUAUCAGCUGGAGACUACGUAAGCACACUGAACGAGAUGGAGGAUGCGAUGAUUACUGCAAACGAUGAAUUUCGGUGUUUUGCAGCGGAUCUGGACGCUUUUUAUAUUCAUCCAGAGAACCGACGAGAGAUUGAACCUUCCCAAGUGAUCGCUUCAAUGGAGAAGGGCGAGCGUCUAUAUUGCAUAAUUGAUGUGGACAAUGAUUUCGCGGCUUGCACUGGACGCUGGCAGAGAGCAGAAAUUUUAGGCAUAAAGGUUAUAUUUAUAUCAGACGUUCGACGUACGGCAAAUAAUGAGUCACAAAAGUGUCACAUUGGGAAAGCAGUUGAUUAG